Molecule: messenger RNA, 870 nt
Organism: Gilbertella persicaria
Lineage: Eukaryota; Fungi; Mucoromycota; Mucoromycetes; Mucorales; Choanephoraceae
Product: Endonuclease/exonuclease/phosphatase
Exons: 1
Coding region: 1-870 (289 amino acids)
Molecular function (GO): catalytic activity
Source: RefSeq, a predicted model, not a curated record
AUGAGGAAACUCAGCAUAGCUUGUGUAAAUGCCAAUGGUAAACUUCGUCAAGAAGCCAUUGACUCUAUUUUAUAUUACUGUAAAAACAUCGAUAUCCUUUUUAUAACAGAGACCUGGCUCCCUCCAGAUAAAACUAUACCCACCCAUUGGCAACAAUAUCAUAUUUAUGGCGAACCAGUCGUAAAUUCUGAUCGUUGUCAAAUGGGCAUUUCACUCUUUAUUAACCCUCUCUUUAAAUAUAGCAAAAUACAUGUAGACACACAAAAAUCAAAAUACUUUUUGACUUGUCAUUUAGACAAUCUAAAAAUUUACUGUGUCUAUUUACCCCCCUCACCUUCUUUAGAUAAUGCAACAACUAUGCAGAUCCUUGAAUCUAUUACACUCACUCCCAACACAAUUCUCUGCGGUGAUUUCAAUGCCCGCAUGGGUAAGCGUACUGGGGAUAGUCGAUGGAAUACUCGAGGCAACAAAUUCUCCGCCUAUUUAGAUACCCACUCACUCAUUGACUAUAAUUCACUCCUUCAAUAUGCCAAGCCAACUCGAGUGGUUUACAAAGAAAGAUCCAGCACUACUGAAACGAGCAUUGUUGAUUACUUCAUUUCACAAUCCACUCUUGUACAGCCAAAAUUAGACAUCAGAACUGACCUAUCGGUUCUUGGAUCUGAUCACAAGCUCAUGAUUUUCUCCUUUGUUUGGAUAGACCAUGACGUGCGUGAUGAUACCCCUCCAGAGCCUUUACGGAACAGAUGGAAGCUUAGUAGACUUCCAGAAAUGCCUGUUCGAACAGCCUACAUUCAGACUAUGCAACAACAAUUUUACAGCAAGAAUUGUGGUGAUCUGAGCACUUUCAAUACAAAAUAUAAUAAAUAA